UGUGUACCCCGUCCCUCCCCCGCUGGCCGGGCGGUCGUUCGCUCCGGGACCGCGCUCUCCGGAAGUGUUAGGGCAGCUCGCAGCACUGCUGGUUCUUGCCAGUUCCGAUCGGACCCGACUCUCUAGUGCAGCUGCCAGAAUCCAAUAAUCAGCAUGUCUAGCAAAAGGGCAAAGACAAAGACCGCCAAGAAGCGCCCUCAGCGUGCAACCUCCAAUGUAUUUGCAAUGUUUGAUCAGUCACAGAUUCAAGAAUUCAAGGAGGCCUUUAACAUGAUUGAUCAGAACAGAGAUGGGUUCAUUGACAAAGAAGACCUGCAUGAUAUGCUCGCUUCCCUUGGAAAGGAUCCCACUGAUGCAUACCUAGAUGCCAUGAUGAAUGAGGCUCCAGGCCCCAUUAACUUUACUAUGUUCCUUACAAUGUUUGGUGAAAAGUUAAAUGGCACAGAUCCAGAAGAUGUAAUCAGAAAUGCUUUUGCUUGUUUUGAUGAAGAGGCAACAGGGGUCAUUCAAGAAGAUUAUCUGAGAGAGUUGCUGACAACAAUGGGAGACAGGUUUACAGAUGAAGAAGUAGAUGAGCUGUACAGAGAGGCACCAAUUGACAAAAAGGGCAAUUUCAAUUACAUUGAAUUCACACGCAUCCUUAAACACGGAGCAAAAGACAAAGAUGAUUGAACAAAACUGCAGACACCUGGAGAUAACUUCUUGUUUUCACUCAUGUUUAUUUCUCAGGGUUGUUUUUUGUUUUUGUUUUUGUUUGCUGGUAGAACCUGUUGCAUGCAAUUUAGCUUCACAGCUUUUGCCUUUCCAUGAAUUUAUGGAUUUCAGACCAUUAUGGCACAUUUGCACCUCUGUAAUCAGACUGGAAAUGGGGGAUUUUAUUGUAGUGAAAAGGAUUUGGGGAUAAAGAUCAGUGAAUGUGAAGGCCAAGGGAAAAAGACCUAUUUCUGGAUUUUUACAUUUUUAUAAUAAAUAUCAUUUUGAAAUAGAUUGUUUUAUAUAAAUAAAAUACCUCAUUAAACCUUUUCUUGUAAAGAGGCUUUUCUAACAAUAGGUGGAAGCAUUUUCCCAAGUUGACAGUUAUAUCCCCUUCUGACAUUUUAGUUCAGAAUUAAAAUGCUAAGCAGUGGGUUUACAACUUGUAACAUACAAGUCUUCAUUUAGGCGUUACCAUUCUUGCACUUAAGUUGGGCAGUGAUAUUACAUUUUGUGUAACACGGUGAGGAACCUCCUUUAUUUAAAAUUCUGGUUCAGAGCAAAGCAAUGGUUCCAACCUUGGAAGUCAAUUUGCUUGGUGUUAUGAAAAAAAUCCUGGAGUUGUGCCCAGUGUUAACUGUACAGCAUUUACUCUGGUAACUUUAGUUUUUUGUAGAAUAUACUAGGCUUUUCCAAAGGGAAAAUAUUAUGUAAAUGGAAGAUUUUGGUUAGACGUGACCAGAACACCUGUUUCAUGCUCUUACGUCUGCAGGAGUGAGCCUUCUGGCAAAUCUCAGACCUGUGGUGGUACUAGGUUUCUUUUUAGUUGAUGAAAAAUGUUUUUUUCUUUUCCUCUCUUCUUGCCAUCCUCUCUCAAAAUUGUCUUUUGACUUUGCGGAUGGACAGAAAGUGUGAACUUAACUAAUGUUUUUUUCUUUCUCUCUCUCUCUCUCUCUGCUUUUACAAUGUUAUUUCUGCCUCUUUGGGGCAACUGGGAACACAUACAUUUUGCUUUCAGAAUGAAAGUUUAUAUUAGAAAAAGAGCUUCUGUCCACUUGCCAGUUGGGAAACUUU
Messenger RNA from Chelonoidis abingdonii (Abingdon island giant tortoise), 1767 nucleotides. Its product is annotated as myosin regulatory light chain 12B-like. NCBI's taxonomy places the organism in Eukaryota, Metazoa, Chordata, Testudines, Testudinidae. The record is from RefSeq and is a predicted model, not a curated record. Gene Ontology annotation, molecular function: calcium ion binding.